Messenger RNA from Aspergillus puulaauensis, 993 nucleotides. RefSeq lists its product as uncharacterized. Gene Ontology annotation, molecular function: carbon-oxygen lyase activity, acting on phosphates. The record is from RefSeq and is a predicted model, not a curated record. Bases 1 to 993 code for a protein of 330 amino acids. The transcript is spliced from 3 exons. Lineage: Eukaryota; Fungi; Ascomycota; Eurotiomycetes; Eurotiales; Aspergillaceae.
AUGGGUAGCAUCGCGCCUGAGGACGUUCGAUUCAUGGUGUCUCUCUCCGAAUACGGCGCCAUCCUGUCGCGGUUUUUCGAAAAGAUCGACUUCCACCUGCCCAAGCCCUACUAUGACAGCAGCAUCGAACCGGCGCUGGCCAAGUACAUCGAGGAGCAGCCGUGGUCGGAGGACUUGAAGACGCGGGCGGCCAAGUAUGCUAAGCAGGCCGUGGGCAUCGCGUCGUGGUACCCGCGAGCAUCGUUUGCGGUUCGCUUCAACUGCGUGGUCAUCACUCUCCUGGUUAUCAUCUAUGACGAGGAUUACAUGACCUUUGGGGAUGCAGGGACCGAGUUUUCUCUGCGGCUGGUGCGCGGACUGCCGCAGAAGGCGCCGUUUCUCGACUCCCUAGCACAGUUCCUGCAGAACACGGACCAGUACCUGGGGCCGUACGGCUCGUCCAUGGUCAUCAAGACUACGCUAGAGUUCGUCGAGGGCACCAACGUGGAGAACGACUUCAGCGAGGCGGUUCCCCCGGACGCCCUCCGCUUCCCACGGUACCUCCGUUACCGCAAGCUGUACCUCCCCGCGCUGUCACCGCUGUGCGAUAUCGUAGACUUCACGAACGACAUCCUGUCUUUCUACAAGGAGACCAUCCGCGGCACGGAGCGCAUCAACUACAUCUGCAACGUGGCCAACACCACGGGGUCCAGCGCACUGCGCUGCCUCCAGGAGACCGUCGACGCCGUGGAAAACAGAGUCCUCGAGAUCCACCGGAUCCUGGCGCCGUAUCCGGACCUGCUUGCCCACUGCAAUGACUAUUUGGCCGCGUACAUCGGGUGGCACAUCCGCACCACUUCGCGGUACUUCCUGGACGAGGUGAGAUUCAUGGCUUGGGUGAAUGUGACGGAGCUCGUGGAACCGAGUCCGCAGAGUGUGCAGGCAAAGGCGAAGGCGCAGACUAACGGGGCGAUGUCGGAGACAAAUGCGCUGGUGGCAGCGGGCGCUUCAUAG